AUGACACGCGUCGGGCUCUCCACCGAGUUCUUGACUGUCUUGGCUAUUUCUGUGGUCGGCCACACUCAAACAUGUACAGUGUUUUUGUUUCUGCUUCGACUCCAAUUCAUCGUUCCCAUGGGUCAUCCGUUAAAAGUGAAACCUGCGUUGAAAUAUGCGUUCUUUUUAUUGCUGAAUAUCGCUCCUUACUUACAUUGCAUGUGGUUUUUGCCAGUCGUCUUUAAUCAUGCCAAUAAACAAGCUACCAAUGACUAUUAUCGACAGAAAUACCCUGAGUUGCUCCAAUUCAUCGAAUUAGACAAUUUCUUGGCCUCUCUUCCGGAAAUGAAUUCCUUCAUUCUCAACAAUAUUUGCAGUUUUUGCGGCUAUCUGUGGCACAUUGAUGAUCAGUUUAUCUUGUCUCUGCUUCUACUUUCUUCGCAUUCAAAACCCACUCAUUGGUGCAUUUUCCUUUUCUUCGGUGGC
Messenger RNA from Mesorhabditis belari, 465 nucleotides. The record is from the annotation of a GenBank genome assembly. Lineage: Eukaryota; Metazoa; Nematoda; Chromadorea; Rhabditida; Rhabditidae.